ACAGUUUUCAACAUCUGUCAAAUACAAUUUAUGUCAAAUCAAUUUUUAAUAAUAUUUAAAUAUCUAUUUCAUAGAAAUUAUAUAUUAAAAAAGUAAAUACAAAAAAGCAUAUGCUCAUCUAAUUAUUCUAGUUAGAUGAGUAUAUGCAGUCAAUUAUGUCAACAUCCAGGAUGUUGGAGAGCUUUGCAAUAUGAAAACCACAAUCCAUCAAUGCUUAAUUUUUGUUUGGAAUUGAAAGAGAAAGAAAAUGUUUCUGAGUUUUCAAAGAAGAUGAAAGUUGAUAGAGACAGACCUGCAGCAUGUAAUUAUACUUUUUUGAAUUUAUUGGACUAUUACAACAAAAAUGGCUGCACAACUGAAUCAGAAAAAAUUACAAUUGAUAAAAGUCAAAUUAUGUGUGAAGAUCACAACAAGCUCUCUGGUGAUAGUGCCGAUGACAAUAUAGCUAAGAAUUUGUGUUAUCACUUCAAGGAGUUGCAUUUAUCUUUAGACCAGAAUCCUUGUGAAUUAAAUGACAAAGUUUAUAAAUGGGUACCUGGUAGAAAAAAAGAAAAGAUAGACAGUACCAGCAACAGCUCAGGUUUAGCAACAGUAGUCAUUGACGGGAAGAUUUUGCCUGAUGAGCGCAAACCACUGAAACACAAAACAAAAAGACCAUUACAAAUAAAGUCACCUUUGCCACAAAUAACAUCACCUUUGAUACCAAUAACAUCACCUUUGUUACAAAAAAUCUCACCUUUGUUACAAAUAACUUCACCUUUAGUGUCAGAGUUAGAGCCAGUUACUGAUGAUUUGCUACCCGAAUUUAAUUUGUAUUUAAAAGAAAAUGAGAAAUUAGGUGAAAAUGUAUUCGAAGAUGAUUGUAAACAAAAUGGUAUGGAACUAAAAAAUAGUAUUACAAUGGCCCAGUCACAAGAUUCUGAAACACAUGCUUCUAAUCUAUUACCUUUAAUCUCUGAUUUAAGUGAUAAUUGUUGUACUAGUCAAAUGUCGAGUUCAUCAAAGGACAUACAUACGCUAGCGACUAAUCCAUCACCGCAACUACCAGAUGCAAAUGUUUCGAAUUUGUUCGAAAAACAUAAUGAUUUCAAAAAACAAGCUAAUAAUAGCGUUAUUUAUUCUAAAGAAAUGUCUGUAAAUGCAAUUGAAAAAACUGCUGAAGUCGCCAUAGAAGGUUUAUCCUCAAAUUUAAAUUAUAGUUUAUCACUAGAUAUCUUUAACAAAUCAACAACAUUUUUAGACAGUGAUUUAGUAAAGUCACAUUUAAAAAAUUCGAACCCCGAAAUAAGUUUGCAAUCUACGGAUAAAAUUGUGUCACACUCAUAUGAAGUUGAAGAUAAAGAUCUUCAUUUUAUUGAACAAAAUCAAGGUUCAUCAAAGUUGCUAACAAACAAACAAUUAAAUUUUGGUGAGUCAGCUAGUCAGCUAGUUGAGAAACCAUUCAAUAUUUUUAAUGUUACACAGUCUGUAAGUUUUAGUGAGCCAGCUAGUCAACUGGUCGAGAAACCAUUUAAUGUUACACAGUCUGUAAAUAAUAUACGUAACCAUAAAGCACUUAAUCAAUUUUCAAAAGAAGUUCACGUUGAAAAGCCUCGCCCGAAAAACGUUUCUCCUGAAAAAUUUAUUGAUCAAAAAGAGUUUCAAUCUGCUGCUGUAAUUUCGUUAAACAAACAGAAUGUUGCGAUUAAUGAAGAUAAAAAAUCAGAUGCUAUUCCUAAUUCUCUUAUGCCAAAAUAUCUAAAGAGUACUAAUAACUCAGAUAUUUCUUUUGAAAUACCAGCAAACAUUGCAGAGCUUUACGACGAGAAUGCUUUAUCUGAUUUAACCUCGCUUAGCUCUGACGUUGAUUAUAUAGUAAAUCUUACAAAAGAAUUGAAUUUUGAAUGGAACCCUGAACAAGAUUUAUGUGAUGCAAUGAAAGAUUUAUUGGAAAUUCUUUCGAGCUAAUCAUUGUUAUAACCAGGGGAUUAGAAUCCUAAGACUAAUCAUAUAGAUAUAAUUUAUUGAUUGUUAAUUUAAAAAAAGUUUACAGGUUUAAUAAAAUGAAGUUUCUAUGCGGGCGU
Molecule: messenger RNA, 2063 nt
Organism: Hydra vulgaris (swiftwater hydra)
Lineage: Eukaryota; Metazoa; Cnidaria; Hydrozoa; Anthoathecata; Hydridae
Source: RefSeq, a predicted model, not a curated record